AUGCAUCGAGGACCGCAGGCUCUGCAAGAUUACAGCACAUUACCUGUGAAUAAAUGGGAUGAGAACCAUGUCCGGUGCUGGCUAGAAUCUAUUGGAAUCAAGAAAGAGUACGUAGAAAAGCUACAUGCGGAAGAAGUGACAGGUUCAGUGCUCAUGGAACUGGAUGAAUCUUUCCUCAAAGGCAUAGGUAUGAAAGGAGGCCAAAUCCACAUCUUAACCUGCAAGAGAAAGGAGCUUCUGCAGCUACAAAACCCACAGCAAGCCAAGCAUUCCAGCAGCAAAACGCCCGACGUAAAUCAUGCGCAAACAGAAUCGGCGAGACCCAGAAAAGCCCCCGCUCGGAAAACGGCAAGUGAAGGCAGCUGUGGUGCAGUAGAUAAAACCAGCAAAGAAAACCCAGCUUCUGCUUCUGGCAAGAGGCAAAGGAGACGCAGUAACUCCCAGCUUGAAAGUAACGAUGAAGUUUUAGAGCUCAGCAACUGCCGGCCGUUCAGACACCAGAAUGCCGAUUUCAAAUACGUGAAAGACAGAGUUCUGGCUCCGGAAUCAGGAGUCAACGGCUUGAUCACUCCUUGCCGCGAAUACAAAUCUUUUGCCAUCGCUGCGGAGCUCAGCAGAAGUCAACUGCAGUCCAAGUUUGCCUGCGAAGUGAUACGGUUUGCUUCAGCCUGCAUGAACAUUCGAACAAACGGCACCAUCUAUUUUGGUGUCAUGGACAGCAUUGAGGAUAAGGGCUGGAAACACGGCCAGAUCGUUGGCAUAAAGGUCAAAGAGCGAGAAUACUACGUUGAUGCAUUGGAUUACAUAGAAAAAUGUUUUGUUGAAAAUCUGCAAGAAACUGCAAGGAAAUGUAUUCACCCACCUGUUUUUGUUGAGGUGAUUUCAAAAGACUCUCAGGAGCAAAGAUUUGUGGUGGAGGUUGACAUUGAACCAACAUUCAGUUUAGUAAAUGGCAAAUUUUUUGAAGUGCAUUUGCCAAAAUAUAACGAAGGCAGCCAGAAGGUGACCCUGACGAAAGAGCUCGCCCUCUACCAGAGACUGGGAGCCAAGUCCGAACCUGUGGAGCGCAACAAUCUCGCUACUUUUAUCAAGGGUUUACCAGACAGGGAUGCCCAAAGAGAACAAGCUGAGCUCUCCAGCACAGUGUCUACAGAAGUAGCAUCUAAAAAUUUAGGAAGAAAGUUAUCGAUUCUACUAAACGAUGGCAAAAGCUACAUGGAUGACUCCCUACGGUACAUCCUUGUCACAAACAGAUGUGAAAAGGAUGAUCUGAACUAUAUCAACUUCUUAAUGCACUUGAACGUUUUCUGUGUCUUUGACUUUGAUGAAGAUUCCAAUGUGUCAGGACUGUACAGCAAGUACAAAAACCACCACGCAACAAGGUCUUAUUUUUUACAGGAGUUUUCCAAUGAAAGCAAGGUUGGCUUAGAAAGUAAGACUCCCUUUCAGAAACAUUCGUCCCUGUUCGAUCAGAUCAGCUGGAUCUUCUGCAACGGGCGCAGUGACUUCCACGGGGAUGAAAAGCCUUGUGACGAAAACACAUGGAUCAGAACGAAAAAGAAGUACCUUAAGAAGGCGAUCACUCGUAUCUGUGACGAAAUCCUGCCAAAGCGGUCGUUCAUUGUGCUUUUCCUACUGCUGUCACCGGUGCAGAAACCGCUUGUGGACACGUUUCAGGAAUUCUACACAGAGAUGAACGGCUCAGAGUACAUCGUUUGCAUUGCAGAGUCCACGGAAAACUACAGGAAGUGGGCGAAUCUGGCUCAGACUUCCUGCAGCAUCAAGACGCUGGAACAGUGCAGCAUCGUGGGGAUGAAACUAAGUCACGUAGACGCCACCAUUCAAAAUAUGUUGCCUUCUACAGCACAACCGAGGCACCUGCCAGUUUCCACCAGAGGACUGUGUACACUUCCCUCGCUGGAAGAAGAGAAACUGUUUUCCCUAGAAAUCCUGUGUGUGGACCAGUGCGACGAUAUCAGAUUGGAUCUUCUGACCGAAAAAGAAAUACAAGAAAUAGAACAAAAUUUUUACCGAGGGAGAAAAAUCACCUGGGAAAAUUUCUGGCUUGCUGAUAAAAGAUGCUGUGGGGAAAUCAUUGAACGUGAAGCAUGCAAGGAUGCCAGCAAACUCCUAGAUGACAUUUUACAAGGAAGUGAACACAAUUAUUCUGUGGCUAAACUAAAGAUAUUUCACCAUCCUGGAAGUGGGGGAAGCACAAUAGCACGGCAAGUUCUAUGGAAAAGAAGAAAGGAUUUAAGGUGUGCUGUUAUCAAAACCUCAUAUUCCUCUGCAACUGUCUGUGAGCACGCAGUCGCAUUUAGAGAUUAUGAAGAGAAAGAAAUCAGUCACUGCCUUCCUGUGCUCCUCCUGAUCGAGGAUUAUGAUGAAGACUAUAUAGACGAACUGAGGAAUGAGUUAAUGGAAGCUGUGGCAGCCAGGAAGAUUAAUUCCCCCAGACCUUACUUCAUCCUCCUGUGCUGUAAACGAUCCAACGACCCCGAGAGGCUUUGCAAGGCGUCUCCACUGGACACAGUUGCUGUCACUCACAAGCUGACAGAUACAGAAAAAAUUCUGUUCAGAACUAAACUUGAAAAACUGAGGCAGAAAGAUGUCAAGCCAGAAUUCAUACUUACAUUUGUCCUGAUGUGUGAGGAGUUCAAUGAAACAUACAUCAGCGACUUUGUAGGCCACAUCUUGCAAGGCAUCGACCAUUCCUCUCGCGAUACCUACCUGAUGCGCUACGUGGCUUUGCUCAAUUUCUACGUACCUAACUCACACGUUUCAUUGUCACACUGUGAGGCUUUUCUGGGACUGGGGGUAUAUACAGAAAGGAAAUCAAGAGCGUACGAUUUCAAAAGUCACUUGAGUGAGCAAGCAAGAAUGAUUUUUAUUGAGCUAAGGGAAAAUACCACCUAUAUUUCAUCUGUUCAGAUAAUACACUAUCUGGUUGCAAAAGAAAUCCUGCAUCAGCUUUCAGGGAAUGAACCUCAGAGUCAACUUGCAAUGUGUCUUCUUCAGGAAAAGACACUCCUUGGAAACAGAUUUGGACGAGAUGAAUUCAUAAAGUUCAUCAGAGAUCUGUUCAUUCGACGUGACAAAAGAAGCAGAGGUGACAACACUGACACUCUUUUCUCCCCGUUCAUUGAACAUGUCUGUAAAGCUGAAAACUGUGAAAAAGCUAUAGCUGUUUUAAAAGCUGCAUAUGAACACCUUGGAAAAGACGCUUUUUUUGCCCAGCAGCUUGCCAGACUGCACUACACCAAUGAAAAAUUUGAAGAUGCGCUAUACUGGGCUGGGGUUGCAAAAGCUGCUUUGCCGCACGAUUCCUUUAUUUUAGAUACCGAAGGUCAAGUAUACAGGAAAUGGUUUAGUUACACUGUGGAUAAAACGACAGAGGAGGACACUCCUGAAAGAAUCAUUGAAAAGAUAGAGAUUGCUCUUAAAGCUAUGAAAUGCUUCAGGGGUGCACAACAGGCUGCAAAAGCAGAACGUGAUAACAUGAACAACGCUGGCUAUUUUGGAGAAGUAGAAGUAGGAUGUCGUCUUCUUCGGUUUUUGUCCACAGUCCCUGUAUUUCGCAGAAGCGCGGAGGGGGAAUAUUCUGAGCUUGUGAAAUACCUGAUCACAGAUUAUGUUCCUAAAGACAUUGAGAAAACAUGGGGAAGGCUUCACUUCCGCUUGAAAGGCUUACGUCAGAACCUGUACAACGCUCUGGAAUGGAUUUCAGAAGAUCUAAGUUAUUUCCAAACGGAUAAAACCCACGAGAAGGAAGAGGAUGAUGACAGAGAUGAAAAGGAAGAUCAAAUUUAUAACCCUAGAAAAUGGCUCAAAAGACAGUCUGAGGUAUAUGCCAAGUUCUUCAUCUCAGCAUCACUUAUGGAGGAGAGCAACGGUGGCCCCGAGAGCCAGCUGAUUAGACGCAUGAAUAUUUAUAAGAGAGGCGGAGGCAGCGUCACUAAUAUCCUCUCAUUCUUAACAGAUAAGAAAGGGAACAGGGCAGCUGAAAAGCUAGAAAAUAUCCUUAGUUUCUAUACAGAAAACCCACUGAAGCUGGAGGACAACGAUCUGAUCAAUUAUAUUUUCUGCCACAUCACACUAACAUGCCUAGCACCAGGAUCAGCCAGGCUUCUUCCAAUGCAAACUCUUCGUGAGCUCAGCGUAAGAUUCUUUAAAGGAAAAAGACCAUUUCCACCGAGUGCCCAUUUUUUGCUCACCUUGCUGUACUGGCCAGAUGAGGCAUUAGACAAAGAGCCUAACCCAGAUAAAGACGAUAUUCUCAACUCGGCCCUUCAAACACUGUACCGCUUAUAUGAUAUCAAGGUGAAAGACGUUCCUCCCAGAAAGAAAAGGAUCUACACCCACUUUUUUCUGGGAAAGGGCUAUGGCUUAAGGAAGAUUGUGCACAAAAAUAAGAUUGAUAAAUUAAUCAGCGGGUCGUUAGAUGAGAGGAGAAUGAAGUGGCUCCGUGGAAGUGUAUGGAACGUUGCUGGGAUUUGUGACAUUCUCAAGAGAGUUUCUGGCUGGACCAUGGACAGGAAGUUAUUUAUACGUGGACACAUGAAAGAGCUUCGUAUCUUGCCGCUCCAUCAUGAUUCAGUGCCCCCUGGAAGUGAAAACGUGACCUUUUAUUUAGGCUUUUCAUUUAAUGGUCUUGUUGCUUUCAAUAUUGAGGUUGAAAAAUAG
Molecule: messenger RNA, 4683 nt
Organism: Mesitornis unicolor (brown roatelo)
Lineage: Eukaryota; Metazoa; Chordata; Aves; Mesitornithiformes; Mesitornithidae
Product: sterile alpha motif domain-containing protein 9-like
Exons: 2
Coding region: 1-4683 (1560 amino acids)
Cellular component (GO): cytoplasm
Molecular function (GO): protein binding
Source: RefSeq, a predicted model, not a curated record